AUGGCCACCGUUGUCGGCGGCUGCCUACUACCAGGCUUGCCGGAUGACGUGGCACUGUCAUGCUUGGCUCGCGUGCCACGUGGCCUCUAUGGAUCUCUCAAGCUGGUCUGUAGGAGUUGGCACGCCGCAAUCGAAGGGUCCGAGCUGUACACGCAGAGGAGUAACCUGGGCGCCACGGAGAGCUGGCUGCACCUCAUCCCUCUGCGCAGCUCUCACUGGUUCGCCUACUCGCCAGUGCUAUCACGCUGGUUCGCCCUGCCAUGGCGCGGGCCGCGCUUUGUGCGCUGUGUGGAGGUUGUGGGUCGCUACCUCCUCGCGUUCGGCACCGACGAUGACUCGGGGGGCUCCUACCCCUUCUGCCACGUCAACAAGGUGGCAGUGUUUGACUCGUCCACUGGUCGUUGGAGCGAGGGCCCUCCGUUCCCACGUCAGCUGAAGCUGAGCGACACAAUUGGUGCGCACGGGAAGGUGGUGCUGUUCUCGUCGGUGAUUGGUCGGUGCGUGUACAUGGGUGUGUCUUCACGGCCUGGCGAGGUGGUUGCGAUGCGGCUGAGUGAAGAGGUGGGGGGGGCGAAGGGGGGCGCGGACUCGGGAGGGGAAGGAGGAGGGGAGAGGGGAGCGGAUAGUGGACGAAGUGGAGGGGGCGGAGGGGGCGGAGAGAAAGGGGGAUGGAGGGUGAAGAGGAAUAACGGCAUGAAUGGGUAUGUGGGAAGGACGGUACAGAAUUUUCGAGUGCAGGGCAGUGGUUCGGAUGGUGGGAUGGCAGAAGAAAGCGAGGAGGAGGUGUGGUGGGAGGCACGAGAAGCUUGGGUGGAGGAGAAGGAGGGGGAAGAGGAGGAGGAAGAGGGGGAGGAGGAGGGAGACAGAGAGGGAUCUGGAGGAGGAGAACGAGAAACUCUCCUCAUCUCUCCUUUGCUCUCAACGGCGACUGGCACAUCUUCUCAGGCGCACUCCUCCCCUCUCUAG
Messenger RNA from Closterium sp. Naga37s-1, 966 nucleotides. The record is from the annotation of a GenBank genome assembly. Lineage: Eukaryota; Viridiplantae; Streptophyta; Zygnematophyceae; Desmidiales; Closteriaceae.